UACACUUACUGUUACAGUUAGUCGAUCCGUGCCCAAACACCCCCAUCCGUCAGCAGACAGAAUCUGGUCUGCGACUCUAGAAACAGUACACCCACUCUAUUCGAACAAGUGAACAACACAUUCGUACUCACAAUCCAAAAAGAACGUGGGAUACUCUACGCAUUGCCAGUACAGAAUGAGUGAAGAAUGCUUGACCGCGUACGCACGGGAGGCUGUCGCUGCCUAUCCCGACAGCGACAUUGAAAUUGCCAUUGAUUUUUGCCAAAAGGCUGUCGCUGAGUUCGUCGGCACUUCGAAUGAUCGGCUCGUCAAAGUAGGACGCAGUUUGAAGUCCCUGGUCGAGUUAUCGGCCGAGAAAGAGGAUGAAUUCCAGAUCGAAGAGGCUUUGCGCCUGCUCGUCAGCGAAUGUAAGUUGCUCGUGUCGGAAAAGCUAAAAGUCCCCAAAGUCCCCUUUGGAAAAACACAACUUGCAAUGCCAAUCGUUACGCUGGGAUGCAUGCGUUUUCAACAAGAGUGGAUGCCGCGCAUUACAAACAUGAAUCAAGUUGGCUCGGAUUGCCAGGACAAUCUGGUGGCCAUUUUGAAGCAGGCCAUCUCGUACGGGAUGACACACAUCGAGACGGCUCGCGGAUACGGUUGCAGUGAACUGCAGCUCGGUACAGCCUUAAAACAGCUCUUUUUGACCAAGUACGUGACGCGGGAAGAUCUGAUUAUUCAAACCAAAAUUCCCCCGCACGAAAAAGUUAGCGACUUUCGAGCCGCCCUCGAAACGUCCUUUCGUUCUUUACAAUUGGAUUACAUCGACCUUUUUUCCUUCCACGGUUUGAAUUAUGAGGAACAAAUAAAAUGGACGUUAAAAGGGGACGAGAAUUGCAUGGUGGUGGUGAAAGAGUAUAUGGAGGCGGGCAAAAUUCGACAUGUUGGAUUCAGUACUCAUGCUUCGACCACAUUCAUUCUGAAACUUAUUGAUAUGGAUGUGUUCGAAUACGUCAACCUGCACUAUCACUACUUCGGGUCCUACACGGCAUCUGGUGGUGGCCACGAUGGGAACGGAAAUCUGGACUGUGUCAAGUUUUUAACACAAAAGAAUAUGGGCAUAUUUAUCAUUUCACCCUUCGACAAAGGAGGUCGAUUGUACGCACCUUCCAACAAACUCCGUUCGUUAACGCUGCCCGAAAUGGAACCUAUGGAAUUCAAAUCACAAUGGAUUUGGAAUCACAACACGCUGUACGACGGUAAUGGGCCAAUUCUGCACACUUACACCGUCGGUGCUGGACGACCGUCCGAUCUGGACCAAUCUGCUGUAGCCGCAUACCGACACGUGCACCAGCAUGAGGCUACCGUAGAUAAACUUCGCACCGUUGUAGAGCGCUUGGAUCGUGCCAAGGAGGAAGCUUUAGGUGCAGAAUGGAUCAACACGUGGUGGCAGGGACUGCGAAAAGCAGAACAGUCUAAUCAUUUUGUCGAGCACAAUCAGAUUGUCUGGUGCUACAAUCAAAUUUUGGCUUUUGGCCUAUAUGACUUUGCCAAAAAUAGGUAU
Messenger RNA from Phaeodactylum tricornutum CCAP 1055/1, 1540 nucleotides. RefSeq lists its product with no specific name. The record is from RefSeq and is a predicted model, not a curated record. The annotation marks the transcript as partial. Lineage: Eukaryota; Bacillariophyta; Bacillariophyceae; Surirellales; Neidiaceae. The transcript has a single exon.